CGCCUCUUCCCCACCUGCCCUCCUCGCGAAAACCCUAACCCUCCUCCUCCUCCGCCGCCGCCGCUCUCCCAAGAUCCCUCCCGUCGUCGUCGCUGUCGGCCCCUCGGGUCUUUCUAGCGCAGGAGACAUGGCGGAAGAGACUCCAGUUGAGGCCCCACCUGCCCCGGUUCUUGGAGAGCCGAUGGACCUGAUGACUGCUCUGCAGCUUGUGAUGAAGAAGUCAAGCGCUCAUGAUGGGCUCGUGAAGGGGCUCCGUGAGGCGGCCAAGGCCAUUGAGAAGCAUGCCGCUCAGCUUUGCGUGCUUGCUGAGGACUGUGACCAGCCUGAUUAUGUCAAGUUGGUCAAGGCACUCUGCGCUGAGCACAAUGUUCACCUCGUUACCGUGCCUAGUGCUAAAACUCUUGGCGAGUGGGCAGGGCUUUGCAAGAUUGAUUCUGAGGGCAAGGCGAGGAAGGUCGUAGGCUGCUCCUGCGUCGUUGUCAAGGACUUCGGUGAAGAGUCAGAGGGCCUCAACAUAGUCCAGGACUAUGUCAAGUCCCACUAGAUAUAGCGUUCCCGAUAUCCAGAACUUGUGCUUGACAUUGUGUACUUUCCUUUAUAUUUUGCUUGGUUCUGUGGCUUGCUAGGAGAUAAGAAAAUUUUUGUGGUGUGAGCCAAGGGGAUAUGAGCAAUUUGGACCUCUGAACUUUAUGUUUACUGUGCUGGAUCAGCUGUUUAUUUAUCUGAAAUCAUCAUGAGCUGAGGAUCUGUUUGCCCCUUA
This is a messenger RNA of Oryza sativa Japonica Group (Japanese rice), 760 nucleotides long. Lineage: Eukaryota; Viridiplantae; Streptophyta; Magnoliopsida; Poales; Poaceae. The record is from RefSeq and is a predicted model, not a curated record.